Alternaria atra is the source of this 2346-nucleotide messenger RNA. RefSeq lists its product as uncharacterized. The transcript has 4 exons. The coding region runs from base 1 to 2346 and encodes 781 amino acids. Gene Ontology annotation, biological process: mRNA cis splicing, via spliceosome. NCBI's taxonomy places the organism in Eukaryota, Fungi, Ascomycota, Dothideomycetes, Pleosporales, Pleosporaceae. Gene Ontology annotation, cellular component: U1 snRNP; U2-type prespliceosome. Gene Ontology annotation, molecular function: protein binding; RNA binding. The record is from RefSeq and is a predicted model, not a curated record.
AUGAACGGACCCGCAUACGCGACCCCAGCGCCCCAAGGCCCCGUCUGGUCAGCUGCGACAGCAGCGGAUGGCAAAGAGUACUACUACAACAGGCUUACCCAGGCCACUACAUGGGAGAAGCCCGACGAGCUCAAGGACGAUGUAGAGCGUGCACUUCCUGGCACUGGCUGGACGGCGCACAUGUCAAAUGGCAGGCGAUACUACAUUAAGAUCGGCACUACUGAGACGAGGUGGGAAAUACCCGACGUUGUCCAGAAGAAGAUCGACGAGUACAACCAGAAUCAGCAGAACCAGCGCCCUCCCCCUGCAGGUCCUGCCGGAUGGCCAGCGGGACCAGCCUCGAGCGCGCCUUCAUACGACAACAGGCGCGAACGCGACGAGUACCGGCCUGACCGACACGACCGUCGCGAUGAUCGUGAUCGUGACCGCCGCGACGACCGUGAAUCUGGCUUUGGCGGCGACCGGCCCAACAUCAGCUUUACAACGGGCACCGAGCUCCAGUUCUCAACCCCGCAAGAGGCUGAGGCUGCCUUUAUGAAGGUGCUCAGGCAGAUGAAAGUGCAGCCUGACUGGACUUGGCUGCAGGCUGUGCGCGCUGGUAUUCAUGACCCCAACUGGCGCGCUAUUCCUGAGCCAGAGAAGCGCGAAGAGGCCUUCAAGAGGUACUGCGAAGACUUGCGCGCCCAGGAGAAGCACAAGGAGCAGGACCGCCAGGCCAAGCUACGGUCCGACUUCACCGCCAUGCUGCGCUCGCACCCCGAAAUCAAGUACUACACACGCUGGAAGACCGCUCUGCCGAUCAUCGAAGAGGAAACCAUCUUCCGCUCCGCCAAGGACGAUACCGAGCGCAGGGCUCUGUUCGAGGAAUACAUCAUCUCUUUGAAGAAGGCGCAUGAGGAGGAAGAGGCAGAGAGUAGGCGAUCCGCUCUCGACGAGGUCAUGAGUUUGCUACAGGGCUUGGAUCUGGAGCCAUUCACUCGCUGGCAGGCGGCCGAGGAGAAGUUGGAGCAAAACCACGAAUUCAACAGCGAGAAGUUCGAAGCCUUGACUCGAAUGGACGUCUUGAACCAAUUCGAGAAGCAUAUCAGGCAGCUCCAGCGCGAACACAACGACAAGGUCCAAGCCGAGCGACGCAAGAAGCACCGUGUCGAGCGCAAGAACCGUGAUGCAUUCCUCGAGCUCCUAGAUGAUCUUAGGAAGAGCGGCCUGCUCCGCGCUGGUACCAAGUGGAAGGACAUUCAUGAUGCCAUCCAGGAUGACCCGCGCUACACGGCUAUGCUUGGGCAGAGCGGAUCCUCGCCACUUGAUCUGUUCCGUGAUGCUCUGGAGGAAGAAGAGGGCAAAUUCCGCACCCUGCGCCGAAGGGCGCUUGACGUACUGGAGCAACAACGCUUCGAGGUCACUACAUCGACCCCUGUGGAAGAGUUCCUUAACAUUAUGCGCAAAGAUCCUCGCACCGCUGAUAUUGACGAACAGUCCAUGCAUAGCAUCUACAAUUACGUCCUCGCGAAGGUCAAGAAGCGCGAGGAGGAAGAACGUCGAGAUGAAGAAUACAUCGAGCGCUCAGCUGUGGACAAACUUCGCUCUGUCAUCAAGCAUCUUGAUCCGCCAGUGUCGCUAUCAGAGACCUGGGAAGUGGUACGUCCCCGCGUUGAAAAGACAGACGAGUAUCGCGCACUGAAAUCAGAUACCCUCCGCGAGUCGGCUUUCGAUAAGUUCAUGUCCCGUUUGAAGGAGAAGGAAAGCGAUCGCAGGGACCGGAGCAGGCGCGAUGAUCGCGACCGUGAUAGGGAUAGGCGCGACCGAGAUCGUGAGUAUCGCAAUGGGCAUUCUGAUUCUCAUCGUCGUCAUCGUACGCGAACUCGCUCACCUGAACAUGAUCCGUACGCUGCAGAGCGCCGUCGUGCGGUGCAGGACCGGGAGGCGCGCUACAGGAACAACGAUAGCACAGGCUUGUCUCCUCCCCCGCGUCGUGAGCGCCGAGAUGACGAUCGCUAUGAGCGUUCUCGUCGCAGCCCCGGUGGUGAUCACUACGGACGUGAGCGUCGCGAGCGCGAAGUCGAGCGCGAGCGAUCCUACGUUAGCAGGGCUGAUCCUCGUGAGGCCACUGUUAGUCUACUGGAUUACGGCGACAGUGGUGGUCGCACCUCGUCAACUCGACGCCGUCGGGAAAGCGACGAGAGCUCUUCCAAACGUGACCGUGAGACAAAGCGCGCUCGCUACUCUCCACGUGCUGCCGACCGUAAGUCGAAGACUCCUGUCCCCGAACCCACCGCCGCAAAGAAGGAAGAAGAAGACCGCGCUCUCCGCAGUGGAAGCGAGGAGGGUGAAAUCGAGGAAGAUUAG